Molecule: messenger RNA, 1470 nt
Organism: Chara braunii
Lineage: Eukaryota; Viridiplantae; Streptophyta; Charophyceae; Charales; Characeae
Source: the annotation of a GenBank genome assembly
GUGGGUUGCUAAGAAGGUGCGCGAGUAAUACCUUUCCCCAACCAUGCCGCGCGGAUCAGGAGUUGGAAGAGGAAGAGGUGGACGACAAGGAAAGGCUACAGAGAGACCUAUUGAUUUAACAAGGGAAAGAGAGGAUCGAGAGGAAGAAGAUGAGGAAGAGGAGAAGUGGGAGAGAAUGAGAUUGAGGCGACAUCAAGAAGAUCUACGCGAGCGAACGCCAUCUCCUGGGAAGAUGGCGUACUACUCUUAUAAGUACGAACAACGUUACGGCUCCCCAGUGCCACAAUCAAGAGUUGCCUUGAGAAUGGGAGGGUCAGCCAGCCAAGGGCAAACAAGCAGAAGUGUUCCCUUUGCGGGCUUACCGGCCACAAUGCCCGCAAAUGCAGGACACCAAGGCCAGCUGAUGGAGUGCGUUCUGGACAACGAAGAUGGAGAGGGACACGGGACAGACAAAGGGUUGGGCAAAGAUGAUGGCGAGGAGGGGGAUGACGAGGACGAGAGUGAGGACAUGGACGGGGACGACGGUGAGGAGUUGGAUAAGGAUAACAACAAUGCUGACGAAGGGGAAGAUGACGAAAACGAGGAGGAGGGGGAGAAGGAGCAGAUUGAGGACUCGAACGAGGACGGGGAUGGCGACGGUGAGGACAACGACAACAAGGAUGGAGGGGGUGAAAAGGACGAUGAGGGGGAUAAGGAUAAUAUUAAGGACUCGGACGAGGCCAACGUCGACAAGGAUGGAGAGGAGUUUGUGGAGAAAGAAGGAGAGGACAGCAAGGAUGGAGAGGAGGAGCCAGAUAAGGUUUUGACCGAUGUCGAGGCCGUCGAGGACGACAACGACGACAUCGACGAUGGAGAGGAGAAGGAAGGAGAGGAGGUGGAUGACGAGGAGGUGGUGAAAAAGAAGGUGGUCAUGCAUGAUGAGUUGAAGGACGACAAUGAAAAGGGGAAAACUGUGGAGGUGGAGGUCGUGGAUCUUAGGGGGGCUGAUGACGAGGACGAGGGGAUUGAAGAUGAAGACCCCGAAACGACGGAGCAGGAUGCUUGCAAGGCGAAUCCUGUGACUCAACCACGACCUCAACGUAAACGAAUACACAACAGCCGAUAUGAAGGUGCUGACGUCCUCGAUAACUCGGGCCGAAGGGUGCGUGCACGACGUUAAGACUUGCAACCACAUUGGGAAUCACUGAGCUACUAGACCAGGUGUGUGUGUGUGUGUGCACUGCCACCCUUAGCAAUGUCAGCAUGCAGCAAGGUAAAUAAUGUUGUGCUUACCCACCAAAGAGGUCGUCCUAAAACUCUGUGUGUGUGUGUGUGAGUUAUAGAUCUGCAUAACAACAACCCCUGUUCCACCCACGUAUGGCGGACGAUCUCCCAAAGGUUGUGGUCAACAAUUUGCGUGUUGACUUUCGUUGAACAGCCUUCUCUCUCGAGCGCGCACACACACGAAGUCCAUGGCGCCGGCAGAAGCCG